Messenger RNA from Ostrea edulis (European flat oyster), 1555 nucleotides. Its product is annotated as SAP30-binding protein-like. Gene Ontology annotation, cellular component: nucleus. The coding region runs from base 143 to 1120 and encodes 325 amino acids. Gene Ontology annotation, biological process: regulation of DNA-templated transcription. Lineage: Eukaryota; Metazoa; Mollusca; Bivalvia; Ostreida; Ostreidae. The record is from RefSeq and is a predicted model, not a curated record. The transcript has 10 exons.
GAGCUCCACGUUUUCGCUAAAGCUUCCGUUUCACAGCGAUCAACGUUUUUGUGUUGUUUACAGUUUUAGGUUUAGUUGAGAUUUGGCCACUGACUCAAUGGUCCACUAAACUUGAUGAUCUGUGAUUUUUACCUUCUUCGCUAUGGAAAGAGUAGACAGUGCAAGCACAGGUAUGGCGUCACUCGUUGAGAUGUAUGAAGAGCAAUCGGAUGAAGAAAAUAGUCCAAAUGUUCCUUCGGCAGUGGAUAAUAUUUCCGACGAGGAAGAGGGCGACAGGGAAUCAUCCGCCCAUAGUUCAAGACCGCCAUCCAGACCCCUGUUUGAGGACGAAACUUCAGGAUCACCUCUCACUCUUCUCGCAAAACCUCCUUUGAAAAGGAAACCCACAAGACUUGUUUCUUAUGGUCCAGAUGCUGAUGAAGAGGAAGAAGAGAGUGAUGACAAUUCAGACUCUAGUGAGGAGAUUGAAGAUAAGGGGUCUGAGGCUAUUAUUGUUGAUAAUGAUGUGAAGCAUGAUGACCCACUGGAUUCAAAUCAAGCUUCAUCCCUCUCCCGCAGUGUUCAGAACAAAACAGCUGAUGAAAUAGAAUUGCCCCCAGAACCUCCAGGAAAGUGCUCAAAAGCCCUUCAGGAAAAAAUUACCAAAUUGUAUGACAAAGUGCAAAAUCAAGGAUUAGGUUGGAACUAUAUGAAUAAUAACAUCAAGCAGAAGAAAAAUUAUCGCAAUCCCAGUAUAUAUGAGAAAUUAAUAGAAUACUGUGGAAUAGAUGAAAAGGGAACCAAUUACCCACCAGAUAUUUUUGAUCCUUCUCUUUGGGGAAAAGAAUCAUACUAUGAUGCUCUGGACAAGGCACAGAAAACAGAAAUGGAGAAAAGAGAAAAGGAAAGAAAAGAUAGAACAAAAAUUGAGUUUGUGACGGGGACAAAGAAGUUGAGUUCAGAUGCAGGACCUGAUGAGAAAAAGAGAAAGAGUAAAUGGGACUCCUUGCCUCAAGUGACAGGAAGCCGACCUGGAGUAGUCAAUCCGACAGCAGUUGCUUCCCUUACAGUGUCUGCUACCGGGACCAAAUCUACAGUCAUACCAGCUGUAGGAAACAUAACAAAAAAAUCCAAGUCCUGAUGGAGCUUCAUACGGAUAACAGAAAUGACAGACAAACUGUAAAAUGACAUGGAUAUAGGGAUAUGAAUGAUGUUGGCGGUGACGUAGGAUAAAGAAUAUAAUUGUGUAUUCUCGAACAGUUGUUUUAAGUUAAAGAAUUUUUCAGUUUUAUUUUGAAAUUCUGAACAAGAGGGCAUUGUUUUACAUUAUCAUUGGACUGUUUUAUCCAUACAGAAUUAGUCAUACGUAGACACAUUCACCUAUUGUUCAUCAUGUCAUUGUGUGUGUAUAUAUGAGCUCUGGUUAUCGGAUCAUGUAAAAGUGCCUGUUGGUUCUUAAUCUCCAUUCAGGAGAUGAAAUGUCAUUGUCUUUCUCACUGAUCAGAUCUUCAUCCUUGACAAUGGACUCUAAAAUAAUAAUGAAUAUGAGAUAAAAAAAUAAAAAAACCCAAUUUCA